This is a messenger RNA of Cryptomeria japonica (Japanese cedar), 546 nucleotides long. RefSeq names its product cytochrome P450 72A397-like. The coding region runs from base 1 to 546 and encodes 181 amino acids. Gene Ontology annotation, molecular function: oxidoreductase activity, acting on paired donors, with incorporation or reduction of molecular oxygen; monooxygenase activity; heme binding. Lineage: Eukaryota; Viridiplantae; Streptophyta; Pinopsida; Cupressales; Cupressaceae. The record is from RefSeq and is a predicted model, not a curated record. The transcript has 2 exons.
AUGCAUCCUGACUGGCAAGAUCAAGCACGCUCAGAAGUACAACAAGUCUGUGGAAAUUGCCAUCCAAAAUUUGAGACAGUAAACAAACUAAAAACUUUGGGAAUGAUUCUAAACGAGGUGAUCCGGCUUUACCCACCAAUUGCUGUGUUUCGUAGAGAAAUCCACAAGGAUACAACACUAGGAGGAAUUGCAAUCCCUAAAGGCACGCAGGUCAUCUUUCCUACGCUUUCAUUCAAUCACGAUACAUCUCUUUGGGGAGAGGAUGCAAAUGAAUUUAAGCCUGAGAGGUUUAGUGAGGGAAUAACUAAGGCUGCUAAGGAUGACUCUGCUGCAUUUAUCCCUUUUGGAUAUGGAUUGAGGUCGUGUGUGGGCAAAAAUUAUGCUAUGCUUGAGACCAAGGUUGCGCUUGCCAUGAUUUUGCAACGCUUCUCGUUUGUUCUUUCUCCAGGUUACGUCCAUGCACCCACAUCGUUUGUGACAAUGUUUCCUCAGCAUGGAGCUCCGAUCAUUCUUGAUAACCUGCAUUCAGAUGAAAGCACGGUUUGA